UCUGCGUAACUGUUCCAGGGACAGCGCAGGCCCCGUGUUUUUUUACGCAAAUUUCCACCUGCAGGUUGGCCAUUUCAUUGGUUGAAACCACAGUCAGAUUCUCCUGCGAAAUUAUCUGAUUGAAAAUCAGGGAGGGGAGAAAAAGAGAGAGCAACAAGUGUGAUGCUUUUCAACUGCUUUGCUUUUGGGACUUUUAAGGAAAGGAUUUUCCUGCGCAGAGCCGCUUCACACCAGGACAACAUUCUUAUUAAUAGCAGUAGUCUUAUUAGUUAUCUAGUUGAAAUAGAGUAUUAUUGGGCCUACUGCACGUUUCAUUUUGACUGGAACCUGUUAAACUAACGGAUUAAAAUGCCUCGGUCUUUUCUGGUGAAAAACAAAAGGUGCGCUUCCUAUAAUGUUCACCGAUCAUAUGAAGAGGCCCCCACAAGUGCAGAAGACCCACUAGAGGUCCAGAGCACAGACUCUGAAGACAGGCCUCAGUCAGAGGGGCGGUCUCCCGCUGCGGACCACUGCUCUUUAAAGGACGAGACAGAGCUUGAAUGUCCCUUACCUGCUCACCCAGAGCCAACCAGACCCCACAUGGCUCCCACACAGCCCUAUUACCUAAAUGAGACUCACAUGGCCGGGUUCCCUCCCUUCUACAAGCCGCCGUACGCCUGGGAGCCGGUGCCUUCCUCCUACAAGCUCCGUCAGAUGAGUUUUAGCCCCACAGUGCUGCAGCACGCCAACAAUCUGUACAUCAGCCGCAGCCCACAGCCCCCGCAGCCUCUGGACUGCAGCACCCACUACUCCCCCACCUCCAACACCUACCACUGUAUCACCUGUGAAAAGGUGUUCUCGACGCCCCACGGACUGGAGGUUCACGUCAGGAGGUCGCACAGUGGAACCAGACCUUUUGGCUGCAGCAUCUGCAGGAAAACCUUCGGCCACGCCGUCAGUCUAGAGCAACACAUGAACGUUCACUCUCAGGAAAAAAGCUUUGAGUGCAAGAUGUGUGGCAAAUCAUUCAAACGCUCCUCUACUCUCUCCACGCACCUGCUCAUCCACUCGGACACGAGGCCUUACCCCUGCCAGUACUGCGGCAAGAGGUUCCACCAGAAGUCUGACAUGAAGAAACACACGUACAUUCACACCGGUGAAAAGCCCCACAAGUGCCAAGUGUGUGGUAAAGCGUUCAGCCAAAGCUCCAACCUGAUCACCCACAGCAGGAAACACACGGGCUUCAAACCGUUUGGAUGUGACAUUUGUUCCAAAGGCUUCCAGCGUAAAGUGGAUCUCCGCAGACACCACGAGAGCCAGCACGGCAUGAAGUGAAGAGGAAGCCAGACCAGGCGCUGUGUUAAUGUGUAGAAUACAUUUCUAUUCCAUCAAUUCAAUCAGCUAAUAUCAAAUUCUGAUUGAAGGCUAUUUAACUAUAGCAAAAUGUCAUCAGCAUAAUGAAGAAAUUGAAUCAAUAAUAUAUUGUAAGGGAUCUUUCAAAGAUGUGUUUACAUGUGAAUGAAUGGGAGAUGUGCUGUUUUCACUUAGCAUCAAUAUACUUUUGGCUUUUGAUUACAAGAGCAACAAGAAUGUUAUUUUUGGUUUCAUAUAAUUUAUUUAAAGUGUGCUUGAGCAUGGAAUUGUAUGUUAUGU
Messenger RNA from Etheostoma cragini (Arkansas darter), 1632 nucleotides. It is a transcript of the gene gfi1b, whose product is annotated as growth factor independent 1B transcription repressor. The transcript has 7 exons. Gene Ontology annotation, biological process: regulation of transcription by RNA polymerase II. Gene Ontology annotation, molecular function: DNA-binding transcription factor activity; RNA polymerase II cis-regulatory region sequence-specific DNA binding. NCBI's taxonomy places the organism in Eukaryota, Metazoa, Chordata, Actinopteri, Perciformes, Percidae. The record is from RefSeq and is a predicted model, not a curated record. The coding region runs from base 349 to 1314 and encodes 321 amino acids.